This is a messenger RNA of Sander lucioperca (pikeperch), 3049 nucleotides long. Its product is annotated as delta-1-pyrroline-5-carboxylate synthase-like. Gene Ontology annotation, cellular component: cytoplasm; mitochondrion. The coding region runs from base 183 to 2513 and encodes 776 amino acids. The record is from RefSeq and is a predicted model, not a curated record. The transcript has 17 exons. NCBI's taxonomy places the organism in Eukaryota, Metazoa, Chordata, Actinopteri, Perciformes, Percidae. Gene Ontology annotation, molecular function: ATP binding; glutamate-5-semialdehyde dehydrogenase (NADP+) activity; glutamate 5-kinase activity.
CACGUCAUUCGUGCAUAGCUCACAUACGGCACUUCCCAACCAGCACCAACGUCGUGGGCUGUGGAUGUGGCAGCAAAGCACCGCCGGUCUAACUGACAACGUGUCUCCUGCAGUGCACUCACAAGUGUAGUUGUGCUUGGUUUUCUAGAUUUUCACAUUGUAAGCUGUCAAGUGUCAGUGCCAUGUUUGCCAGACUGGCCUUGUGCACUCGCCUGCCAUCCAGAAUCAGGCAGUCAAAUGUCUGUCCAGUGUCCAUCAGAUCACAUUCCCAGGUUAAAUUCCCACGUCCCCAUGGAAAGUCUUUUGUCCACCGCAGUGAGUUAAAGCAGGCCAAGCGUAUUGUAGUGAAGCUGGGAAGUGCUGUGGUGACACGCGACGAGUGCGGUCUGGCACUGGGACGACUGGCCUCGAUAGUAGAGCAGGUGGCCAUGCUGCAGAACCAAGGCAGGGAGAUGAUGAUUGUAACCAGUGGUGCUGUGGCAUUUGGGAAGCAGAGACUAAGACAUGAGAUCCUGCUGUCUCAAAGCGUCAGACAAGCCUUGCAUUCUGGACAGAACCAACUCAAAGAAAUGUCAGUUCCAGUUUUGGAGGCGAGGGCGUGUGCAGCUGCUGGACAGAGCGGUCUGAUGGCGUUGUAUGAAGCUAUGUUUACCCAGUACAGCACCUGCACUGCACAAAUUCUGGUCACCAACCUGGAUUUUCAUGAUGAGCAGAAGCGUCGCAACCUGAACAGCACGCUCCAUGAACUGCUGCGGAUGAACAUAGUUCCGAUCAUCAACACCAACGAUGCUGUUGUUCCGCCCCCUGUUCCCAACAGUGACCUGCAGGGGGUAAAUGUAAUAAGCAUCAAAGACAAUGACAGCUUGGCUGCACGGCUGGCUGUUGAAAUGAAGGCAGACCUCCUUAUUGCCCUGUCUGAUGUUGAAGGCUUAUACGACAGUCCCCCAGGAACAGAUGAUGCCAAGCUUAUUGAUAUAUUCUACCCUGGAGACCAGCAGUCAAUCACGUUUGGCACUAAGUCCAGAGUCGGCAGCGGUGGCAUGGAAGCCAAGGUGAAAGCCGCCCUUUGGGCACUACAGGGUGGGACGUCCGUUGUCAUUGCCAACGGCACACAUCCUAAAGUCACAGGCCACGUCAUCACAGACAUUGUGGAAGGGAAGAAAGUUGGCACCUUCUUCUCUGAGGUGAAACCUGCAGGUCCAACUGUGGAGCAGCAGACCGAGAUGGCCCGGCAUGCAGGCAGGGCUCUGGCCUCCCUGGACCCUGAACAGAGAGGGGAGAUCAUCUGCUGUCUUGCUGAGCUACUUACAGAGAAGAAAGAUGAGAUUCUCAGUGCCAACAGGAGAGACAUGGAGUUAGCAAAUUCGUCAGGUCGUCUCUCCCAGCCUCUGAUCGACCGCCUGAGUCUGUCAACUGCUAAGCUGAACAGCCUUGCCAUUGGCCUCCGUCAGCUUGCCGUGUCCUCCAGGGAUAGCGUGGGUCGGGUGCUGAGGAGGACCAGGGUGGCCAACAACCUAGAGCUGGAACAGAUUACAGUCCCCAUCGGUGUGCUGCUGGUCAUCUUUGAGUCCCGUCCUGAUUGUCUCCCUCAGGUGGCAGCUCUGGCUAUUGCCAGUGGAAAUGCUUUGCUACUGAAGGGGGGUAAAGAAGCUUCCAACACCAAUAAAAUUCUACAUCAACUCACUCAGGAAGCACUUUCCAUUCAUGGAGUGGCGGAUGCAAUUCAACUGGUGAGCACACGUGAAGAAGUCGAGGAUCUGUGCAGGCUCGACAAGUUGAUCGACCUGAUCAUUCCAAGGGGCUCGUCCCAGCUGGUCCGGACCAUCCAAAGGGCGGCUAAGGGUAUUCCUGUGCUGGGCCACAGCGAGGGCAUCUGUCAUGUCUACAUUGACAACGACGCCAGCAUAGACAAAGCUAUUGAUGUUGUCAGAGACUCCAAAUGUGACUACCCUGCAGCCUGCAAUGCCAUGGAGACCCUCCUUAUUCACAGGGAUCUGCUGCGAACUCCUAUAUUUGACCAGAUCAUUGAUAUGCUGAGAACAGAAAAUGUGAAGAUCCAUGCAGGCCCCCGGUUUGCAUCCUAUUUAACUUUCAGCCCAUCUGAGGUGAAGUCUCUGAGGACAGAGUAUGGGGAUCUGGAGUGCUGCAUUGAGGUGGUAGACAGCAUGCAGGAUGCUGUGGACCACAUCCACAAAUAUGGCAGCUCCCACACUGAUGUCAUUAUUACAGAAAAUGAAGAGACAGCGGAACAGUUUCUGCAGCAGGUGGACAGCGCCUGUGUAUUCUGGAACGCCAGCUCUCGCUUUGCCGAUGGCUACCGCUUUGGCCUAGGAGCGGAGGUUGGUAUAAGUACGGCACGGAUACACGCCAGAGGUCCAGUGGGUUUGGAGGGGCUUCUGACCACCAAAUGGGUCCUUCGAGGAGAAGGGCACACUGCGGCUGACUUCUCUGAGCAAGGCAGUAUGAAAUACCUUCAUGAAAACAUCCCUGUACCCCAGGGGAGCUUUAGUUAAGUGCCCAACCAAAGAGCCAUCAACAGGAAUCAAGAUAACUGAUGUCUACCCAGAGUUCAUUUAAAGGUUUGUGUCUGCCAGUAGCUGCUUCAUCACCUGUAUACAACCACUAUGUUGGUGCAGGAAACUUGCAUGCAGAACAGAGGCUACUAAUACUGGACAACCACGUUCGUGCUUUUGUGAACCUGCCAUAAACCUGUGAUCCACUUUUUUUUUAGAUGAAUAACAAUCUCCUGAGACUUAUUGGUUGUUACAUGACUGAGAGGGAAAUGUUUCUGGUAAAAGAAAAAAACUAAAUUCUGUUAUUUAUAUGUGACAGCGUGACAAAGUAUACACAGACAAAGCUCUUUCCUCUGUAAAAAAAAAAUGAAAUCAUUGGCUUAGCUGUGGUUUUAUAACUUAUUUUUCUACAUGCAAACUAUCCCUUGGCCUUUUUGUAAUGUACUGGAAGUGUUUCUGCAGGAUUGUGGUUUAGGUAUUUUGCUGUCCUUCCUCUUUGCACAGAUGAUUUAAUAAAUAUGCUGUACAGUUCUUUA